This is a messenger RNA of Vespula pensylvanica (western yellowjacket), 1308 nucleotides long. Its product is annotated as odorant receptor 4-like. The record is from RefSeq and is a predicted model, not a curated record. Gene Ontology annotation, cellular component: plasma membrane. The transcript has 7 exons. NCBI's taxonomy places the organism in Eukaryota, Metazoa, Arthropoda, Insecta, Hymenoptera, Vespidae. Bases 205 to 1221 code for a protein of 338 amino acids. Gene Ontology annotation, biological process: sensory perception of smell; detection of chemical stimulus involved in sensory perception of smell. Gene Ontology annotation, molecular function: olfactory receptor activity; odorant binding.
CUUUUUUCGAUCAAGUAAGAUCAUAGAAAAAUACGAGUGUGCUUCUGCGUGACCUGUUUUUUUCGUUAAGCGCUUGAUUUUCGUGGUACCAGCAAGGUGAUAGAUUUGAACAAACGUACGUUAAAUUGCGCGGGAAUUUGGCCAGAAAGGAUUCACGAGCCGGUUUUCAUUUUUUUUUCCGUUUACUUGGCCGUACAUUGUACAAUGGGUGUCGUCUCGAUUACCGAUAACAUGUCGGACAUGGAAUACAUUAUCGGUUGCAUAGAAGAAAAUAUGUUCAAUUUUAUGACACUAUUGAAGAUAUGCAUAUGCAGAAUGAAAAGUAAUUCUUUGGCCGAAUUUUUAAAGGACAUCAAAGUCGAUCUUAUUCCAGGAAGAUACAAAACCGAUGAGGAAAAGAUCGCCUUUUUAAAUUAUAACAGUUUCAGUCUAAAGUUCGUCAAGGUCACUAUAGUAUCUUGCGUUAUAGCUGCUACACUGUAUUAUCUGUCCGUUUUAGCUGCUAACGUUGAAAUGGUCAUGGCAAAUUCGUCUUACGGAUACAGAUUGCCAUAUAAAAGUCGUCCGCUGAUCGAACCAACAAAUCUAAUAACCUACAUUUGUCUUUGUCUGUAUCAAUUUUUAAUAGUACUAAUUAUCAUUUUCGGUUAUGUCGGAACGGAUUGUCUAUUAAUCAGUUUGGUACUUCAUGUCAGCGGUCUUUUUUCUGCACUUUCCUGCAAAGUAAAACACGUUUUGAACAAUCCAGAGAAUCGUAGACAUCGAAUAAAAAAAUUAAUUUUGAAACACAUACGUCUAGUACGAUUAGCUGAAUCUUUGGAAAGUGAUUUCAACAUACUGAUUUUACAACAAUUAUUGGGAAGUACGAUUCAUCUUUGUCUUCUCGGUUACGACGGGCUCGUUACUACGUCAGCAGGAGAGGAAGCAAAGUUAAUCGCUUUUGGCAUAACCGCAGGUUGUGUUUUAAGUACGCUAUUGGCUUAUUGCUAUAUUGGAGAAUGUCUUAUUAAUGAAAGUAUGUCCUUCGGUGAAUCAUUCUAUCACUGCGAAUGGUAUAACAUAUCACAAGAGGAGAUUAAAUUAAUGCACAUAUGCAUGAUGCGAUCGACCAAACAAAUGCAACUUACUGUCGGGAAAUUCUUCGCGUUGUCGUUGACUACAUUUACAGAUGUUGUGAAGACAUCAAUGGCGUAUCUAUCCGUACUCCGAACAUUUAUGUAAAAAAAACAAGAAAAAAUACAUUAGAAGGAAAAUGAAAAUAAAAUACAAUAGAUAAUUUUUAUGUAAUAUUGAAAAAGAAGACAUGGU